Medicago truncatula (barrel medic) is the source of this 759-nucleotide messenger RNA. Its product is annotated as putative F-box protein At3g17490. The record is from RefSeq and is a predicted model, not a curated record. The transcript has 2 exons. The coding region runs from base 1 to 759 and encodes 252 amino acids. Lineage: Eukaryota; Viridiplantae; Streptophyta; Magnoliopsida; Fabales; Fabaceae.
AUGGCAUUCUUGUACUAUGGAACCCAACUACUCGGGAAUUCAAGGUCAUUCCUCCCAACCGUCUUUAGUGUGUAUUGCCUUCUCGGAUCCCAUGAUUAUCUUCCCUUAGUUGAAGAUAAUAUAGUUGAAGAUGAUAGUUAUAUUAAUGAUAGAUCAUCUUAUGAGACCUUUUGGGAGAUAUAUUCUUUAAGAAGUAACUGUUGGAGGAAGCUUGAUGUUUGUAUACCGAACUGUUAUUUGUAUACGUUCAAGCGAGGUAUCGGAUUGUACACGAACGGAGUGUGUCAUUGGUGUGCUAGAACUGAUGAUUCAGAUAAUUUUGAAGAAUGUUUGGUAUCAUUUGACUUUAGUAAUGAGGUGUUGAUUACAACACCCACACCCUCAUACUUGGAUGUUAGUCCUCGAUGUGUUGAAUACAAAGCGAAACGCUUGGUGCUUUUAAAUGAGUCCAUUGCAUUGAUCUCAACUUAUCUAGAGACAUAUACUUUUUAUAUAUCAAUUUUAGGCGAACUCGAUGUUAGAGAAUCAUGGACCAAUGUCUUUACCGUUGAACACAUACCUUUCAUUGAGUACCCCAUCGGAGUUGGGAAGAAUUGCAAUAUAGUAUUCUUUCAGAAAACUGAUGGCAAACUAGCUUGGGUUGAUUUAAGUACUAAGAUGAUUGAGGAGGAUCUUGGUGUUAAAGCAUGGAGGUUUGGUUCUCACUUCUCAUAUAGGAAAGUACAAAAAAAGCUUUCUUCCAAUAGGAGGAAUGAAUAA